Messenger RNA from Mercurialis annua (annual mercury), 1759 nucleotides. RefSeq names its product branched-chain-amino-acid aminotransferase 2, chloroplastic-like. NCBI's taxonomy places the organism in Eukaryota, Viridiplantae, Streptophyta, Magnoliopsida, Malpighiales, Euphorbiaceae. The record is from RefSeq and is a predicted model, not a curated record. Bases 409 to 1560 code for a protein of 383 amino acids. Gene Ontology annotation, biological process: branched-chain amino acid metabolic process. Gene Ontology annotation, molecular function: branched-chain-amino-acid:2-oxoglutarate transaminase activity. The transcript is spliced from 9 exons.
GAAUUAGUUUGAUCAGUUUGUAAUUUAAUAAUACGACAACUUGAUAAGACCGUAUUAAAAGAAAAGAUCAUAGAGAUCCUCCACCUCAGGGAUACCACAAAAUAUAACCCCAGUAGGACUAGGAUUAAUAAACGCUAAGUUGACAACUUAAUGCAUGGAUUAUGUGUGACGUGGAAUUCUGACCUAAUAAGGAUGAGUUUGGGAUGUGCAUCGCCAACUCUGUCCUAUCCCAAACCCAUUCUUUUUUGUCCAAAACAAAACAAUUUCAUUAUAAGUUCAUUGUACAUGCAUUGUUCCGUAUUCAGUUACUUCUUUUGAUCGUCCCCUUCACCGUUCUGUUUUUCUUGGACUAAAAAUUGCUGAAACGAGAAUACUCACAAUACUUGGAUUAGUUCAAAGGAAAAUAUAAUGAUUCAAAGAAGUGCAGGAUUUCGCAGUCUGGUGCAAACUUUUCGAGUUAAUUCUUCUUAUUCAAAGCUCGGAGCUUACUUCAACUAUGCAACUUCGCCCCAGCAAGUGUUUGAUCAACCCACAUACAGUGAUGAUGAAUAUGCUGCUACGGAUUGGGACAAUCUUGGAUUCGGGCUCGUGCAAACUGAUUACAUGUACUCCAUGAAAUGUUCUAAAGAUGAGCAGUUUGAGCAAGGACAGCUUACUCGAUAUGGGAACAUUGAGCUGAGCCCUUCUGCUGGAGUCUUGAAUUAUGGGCAGGGACUUUUUGAAGGCACCAAAGCAUAUAGAAAAGAAGAUGGGAACAUUCUUCUAUUUCGACCAGAUCAAAAUGCUAUCAGAAUGAAGAUUGGUGCUGAAAGAAUGUGUAUGCCUUGUCCCUCCAUUGAUCAAUUUGUUGAUGCAGUGAAACAAACUGCCCUUGCUAACAAGCGUUGGAUUCCUCCUGCAGGAAAAGGUACUUUAUAUAUAAGGCCAUUGCUUAUGGGGAGUGGUCCUGUAUUAGGUUUGGCACCAGCACCUGAAUACACAUUCCUCAUAUAUGCUUCCCCUGCUGGCAACUAUUUCAAAGACGGUUUGGCACCUUUGAGUUUGUAUGUUGAAGAUGAAUAUCACCGUGCUUCACCAGGCGGAGCUGGAGGAGUGAAAACAAUUAGCAACUAUGCUCCGGUUCUGAAAGCAAUAAACAGAGCAAAGAACAGAGGAUUUUCUGAUGUCUUGUAUUUGGACUGUCUGCAUAAGAAAUUCCUAGAGGAAGUCUCUUCUUGUAACAUUUUCAUUAUCAAGGGUAAUGUAAUAUCAACUCCUGCUACAAAUGGUACAAUUCUCCCAGGGAUCACUAGAAAAAGCAUCAUAGAAAUUGCAAAAGAUCUUGGAUAUGAGGUGGAGGAACGUCUAAUUCCAGUAGAUGAAUUGGUGAAUGCAGAUGAAGUAUUUUGCACUGGAACUGCUGUAGUUGUUGCUCCUGUCGGCAACAUUACAUAUCAAGACAAAAGAAUUGAAUACAUAACAGGAGCUCAAUCAGUUUCCUGGAAGCUGUACUCGAAUCUUGUAGGAAUACAGAUGGGUCUGAUUAGGGAUACCAAGGGAUGGACUAUUGACAUACAGUAAUUUUAUAUUUGUUGAUGCAUAUGCUCAAUUAAUUCCAAUUAAUUUUGGUACCAUCCAUGGACCAAAAAUUUAAAAAUUGUACAGAAGUAUAAUGGACCAAGCAGCAUUUUAUUAGUAUCAAAAUCAAUCCUAUACAGUUGAAAUUUCAUUAACUAAUAUUCGACUAUUUAAUAAUUUCUCUUAGAUAAUAUUUUUGAUC